CAGGUUAUUUGGUAAUUGAAGUUUCAAGUUCUGUUUAACAGGAUGGCUUCAUUUGAAGAAAAUGAUGUUAAGAUCAUAGUGGGAGCUUUUGGAGAUCUAGAAGGUCGAGAACUUAGGAAGAGGGAAGAACAAGGAAGAAGAUCUUACUUAAAAGACGACUCCAAGAGAAAGUCAAAAUGGGGAAUAGGAUGCCUUAAAGAGAUUGGGCUAGGAUUGAUUGGAUUUGGUGUAAUUUUUACUCUGGUCGGACUGUUUCUCUUCUAUGACAGGAGUUUCGUUGCCAUUGGGAAUAUCCUCUUUCUGUCUGGAGUGACCUUAACCACUGGAGUGAUGUCUACUCUGCAAUUUUUUUUUUUCAUGAAACGGCAAAAUUUUAAGGGUUCUGCCUCCUUUGCUGUUGGUUUCUUCCUCAUUAUGAUUGGAUGGCCUGUGCUAGGCAUGAUUGGAGAGAUCUAUGGUCUUUUUGUGUUGUUCAGUGGCUUUUGGCCCGCAUUUGCUGUUUUCCUAAGGAAGUUACCUAUCAUCGGUGGAUUGUUUCGCCAAUCAUCUGUAUCAUCGCUCUUUCAACGAAAUUACAGGGUUAACAUGGGCAAACGAAUCCCCGUUUGAGGACUGUAGCUUAACAGUAAAUGAAUUCUGAAACCAGAAAGCUUUACAAUGAGAAGCAUCUGACCAAUCAAAGUUCUAAUGAACCUUGCUCAUAGUCACAACUGACUUUGUUGAACAAUGAAAAUAUUAUGCAGGAUAUGUACAAACUUCUUUGCUGCUAAAGUUUGAAACUUUAGCUUGUGGAUAAAACAUUAGUUGUCAAAUUGAGUAUGUGAUAUUGUAUGUGUAGUACUUGUAUCAGUCAAUGAUGUUCGGAAGCAAACAAAAGGGAGCCAUAUAGGAGAGCACAUACAAUACGAUCUGAUAGACUGAUACAGAGGCCAAGGCUCAUGCAUGAAACUGUUUUCACUAUUUUCUCAUUUCGUGAUCAAGUUCAAUUUGGUUUAUAUCUUCCCUUUAUUUCUCUCUCUUAGCUUUGACGUGGAAUGAGCUCUGUUGUCGAAUUUG
Molecule: messenger RNA, 1056 nt
Organism: Lycium ferocissimum
Lineage: Eukaryota; Viridiplantae; Streptophyta; Magnoliopsida; Solanales; Solanaceae
Product: vesicle transport protein GOT1-like
Exons: 7
Coding region: 43-609 (188 amino acids)
Biological process (GO): endoplasmic reticulum to Golgi vesicle-mediated transport; retrograde transport, endosome to Golgi
Source: RefSeq, a predicted model, not a curated record